AUGGUGGGGGUAGGAAGUCAGGUAGGCUUUGUCCCAAACCUGGCAGAAGAGCUUAAGGAGCUGCCCAUAACACACGUGCCCGUGAGUGCUGGGAUCAUGGCUGCCCUUAUAAUUGGGUCCCUUGCUGCUGGGUCCCUCUUUGUCGGGUGCAUUGCCCAUCUGUUAACAAGAGGCUGGAAGGGCCAGAGCCACAGGAUGACACCCACAGAGAAGCCGGAGGCCCACCCCAGUCACAAUGCUGUUUCCACACUGAGCAGCUACUCCCUUUAUAAUCAGCCCCUGCCCCAGCAGCAGCCGGAUCCAGAGAACCACUCCUACCAGGACCUGCUGAACCCCGACGCUGCCCCUUACUGCCAGCUCAUGCCAACCCCCUGAAGAGGUCCCAGGCCCUUGGAAGAGCAAAAAGACUCAGCCCUCCCCUGGGGCCUGGUGCACCCAGAGAAGCCACACCAGAGACCCCACAGGACCAGCACAGCGGGGGGGGCCAAUAAGGUGGCCUUAAAUGAAGACUCAGCACAGCACUGGGCCAGGGCCAAGAGAUUGUGAUGGGCCCAGCACCUCUCUGACCCUCUGAGUAUAUAAUCCACCCUCAAGUCUGGUCUGUCCAGCAAGCUGGCCUGGGCCUCGAGCCUGGGAAGGCAGGCUCUUGCCUUCUCCUAACCCAAAGUACCCCCAGACAUGCACUGGAUAUUUGGGUGUGAGGAAAGGCCUGCUUCAAGCCAUACUCACAGGCUCCUACUUGCUGGACUUCUGUCAGCCACAAUGCCCCACCCCUGCUCCCUGUUUUUUCCUUGGAGCCCUUCCCCUAGGGACAAGGCAGCUCCCUACCGCACAGGCCCCAAAGGAUAAGGUACAUGACAUGGGAGGCCCCCGACAACAGUCCUGGCCAGUGAGCCACAGCUGUCAGACCCCUUCCUGCUCAAGAUUCAGUCUCUCAGAACCUGUGACCAAUUUCUGCCUGUUGCUCCUGAUCCAGAAUUGUACCAAGGCCCUCAGGGCAGCAGAUCCCUUUCCUACCCCCGCCCAACCUCCACCCAGUCCCAAAUGUGGGCCCAAUCUGUCACCCUUAAUUAUUCAUUCAUUCAGCAAUAAAUAAGCCAUGUGCUAUGCAUGGUUCUGGAUCCUGCAGCUUUGGGAGGAACAAAACAGACUGCGGCGGAGGCGAGAGUCAGCAAUCGGAGUAACUAACAUACGUGGUGUGCUGGAUGGUGAUAAGAGGAGGAGGGGAAUGAAGAGAGAAGGGGAUUGGGAGCACGGAUGGACUG
Lutra lutra (Eurasian river otter) is the source of this 1265-nucleotide messenger RNA. RefSeq names its product CEA cell adhesion molecule 19 (gene CEACAM19). NCBI's taxonomy places the organism in Eukaryota, Metazoa, Chordata, Mammalia, Carnivora, Mustelidae. The record is from RefSeq and is a predicted model, not a curated record. The coding region runs from base 1 to 375 and encodes 124 amino acids. The transcript has 6 exons.